Molecule: messenger RNA, 3093 nt
Organism: Penicillium maclennaniae
Lineage: Eukaryota; Fungi; Ascomycota; Eurotiomycetes; Eurotiales; Aspergillaceae
Product: CAZyme family GH55
Exons: 3
Coding region: 1-3093 (1030 amino acids)
Source: RefSeq, a predicted model, not a curated record
AUGGCCAACUUUCAAUCCUCUAUUGUGGUCUUUGUGGCCCAUCUCAUUCUUCUUCUCGGUCUCCCGACAGCCCUGGUUGGCGCCGUGCCCGUGACGCCCAACACUAGGGAACUCGCAAUUUCCGAGCGCUCUUCUUCCGCCUACUGGGUUGGUGAUAUCAAGCGCCAGGGUACCGUGCCAUUCGGUCUCAGCAGCGACUACCAGGUUUACCGUAACGUGAAGGAUUUCGGUGCUAAGGGUGAUGGAUCCACCGAUGACACAGCUGCUAUCAACAAGGCCAUCUCUUCUGGGAAUCGCUGUGGAAAGGGCUGCGAUUCUUCCACCACGACCCCAGCUCUGGUAUACUUCCCGGCCGGUACCUACGUGGUCUCGAAGCCCAUCGUUCAGUACUAUUACACCCAGAUUGUCGGUGAUGCUGUCAACCUGCCGGUGAUCAAAGCAUCCGCCGACUUCGCUGGUAUGGCUGUUAUCGAUGCUGAUCCCUACAACGACGAUGGUAGCAACUGGUACACCAACCAGAACAACUUCUUCCGUGCCGUUCGCAACCUGGUCAUCGAUUUGACUGCCAUGCCCAAGGGUGCUGGCGCUGGUAUCCACUGGCAGCUUGCAGAACAUCCGCUUCGAGAUGAUCAAAGGGGUGGUGCUGCCAACAAGCAGCAAGGUGUCUUCUUGGACAACGGUUCUGGUGGUUUCAUGUCUGACCUUACCUUCAAUGGUGGUAACUACGGCAUGUUCCUUGGCAACCAGCAGUUCACUACCCGCAACUUGAAGUUUAACGGCUGCCAGACUGCAAUUUACAUGAACUGGAACUGGGCCUGGACCUUCAAGUCUCUAGACAUCAACAACUGCGAGGUCGGUUUGAAUAUGUCCACCUCGCCCUCUAACCAGACUGUCGGCUCCGUCAUGAUGCUGGACAGCAAGCUUACCAACACCCCAAUUGGUAUCGUCACUGCCUGGAGCAAGACAAGCAUUCCUAUUGGCGGUGGUACUCUCAUCCUGGAUAAUGUUGACUUUUCCGGGUCUACAACCGCUGUGGAGGACAUCGAUGGCAGCAGCAUCCUGGCCGGCGGCUCGAUUGUCACCAACUGGGUCCAAGGCAACACCUACGCUCCCUCUUCCGCUGCCAGCAAGCGUGCUUACAGCCCUGAUGAGGAGGAUGACUCUGACGCUGUCACCAUUGUUGAGACCGUUGUACAGACAGUAUUGGCUUGCCCUCUUUUGGGAAGUGGCUCUGUUACUCCCACUCUUGCUACCAAUGCGCCUGCUCACGUCGGUGGCUCUUCCACCGAGGCCAAAAUCACUCCUGCCCUGCCCACUGGCUCUGGAACUGCCUAUCGCUCCAUUGUCUCGAACGCUGAUAUCACUGAUUUCCCUGGCUUGGACAUCAGCUGGCUGUCCAUCUUCGAUGGAUCAUCUGUCUCCAUCGAUAUCCCUUUUCCAUCCAUGAUUGACAUCAGUGAUUCCACUGCUGAUGUCUCUUCUGUUCCUGCUGUCACCUCGUCUGCCGUUCCCGUUGAAGUCUCUACUCCUGCUGUCACCUCGUCUCCCGUUCCCGUUGAAGUCUCUACUCCUGCUGUCACCUCGUCUGCCGUUCCCGUUGGAGUCUCUACUCCUACUGUCACCUCGUCUGCCGUUCCCGUUGGAGUCUCUACUCCUACUGUCAUCUCGUCUGCCGUUCCCAUUGGAGUCUCUACUCCUGCUUCCCCCGAAGCCCCUGCCACUCAGACUCCGUCGCCGUCGCAGUCCACUCCUGUCUCAGUCGUCGAGUCUUCUACUUCUAGCGCUGCCGUUCCCUCGCAGUCUAGUGAUACUACCUCCGGCAGCUCCUCCAGCAGCAGCGAGGGCACUUGCGGUGCCAACCAGGCUGUUAGCAAGGUUCGCACCCAGAGCACCAUAAAUUCUCAGACCAUGCCCUCGUCCCUCCUCAAGGAUGGUGCUGUAUUCGAGAAGUCUAAGCCCCUGUACGAGAACCUACCCGCCUCGUCCUUUAUCAGCGUCAAAUCUGCCGGUGCCAAAGGUGACGGUUCCACUGAUGACACCGAGGCUCUCCAGAAGGCACUUGACAGCGCUACUGCUGACCAAGUUGUGUACUUCGACCACGGUGCGUACGUUAUCACUGAUACCCUGCGGGUGCCCAAGAACAUCAGGAUUACCGGUGAGGUCUGGCCUAUGAUCAUGGCCUACGGUGAUAAGUUCCAGAACGCCAAGCAGCCCGUUGCUGCCAUGCAAAUCGGUCAGAAGGGUGAUGUUGGUUCCGUCGAGAUGAGUGACCUCGUCAUCACCACCAAGGGUUCUUGCCGAGGUGCUAUUCUCAUGGAGUGGAACGUCGCUGCUGAGACCCAGGGUUCUGCUGGUAUGUGGGACGUCCAUAUUCGUAUUGGUGGUAGCGCUGGCACUGAGCUGCAGAGCGACACUUGCGAGAAGACUCCUGAUGUGAAGACCCGCCCCAACGCUGAUUGUAUUGCUGCCUUCAUGCUCCUCCACAUCACUGAAACAGCCUCUGCCUACCUUGAGAACACUUGGAUGUGGACUGCUGACCAUGAGCUUGACCUGUCCGAUCACUCCCAGGUCAAUAUCUACACCGGUCGUGGUAUUCUCAUUGAGUCUCAAGGCCCCGUCUGGCUUUGGGGUACUUCCUCCGAGCACCACCAGCUGUACAACUACCAAGUGUCCAGUGCCAAGAACGUCUUCAUGGGCCUUAUCCAGUCCGAGACACCUUACUAUCAGUCGAACCCCUCUGCUCUGACCCCCUUCACCCCCCAGUCCGCCUGGAACGACCCCGAGUUCAAGUACUGCACCACCGCCUCUUGCCGCAAGUCCUGGGGUCUGCGUGUCCUGAACUCCUCUGAUCUCUUCGUCUACGGCGCGGGUCUCUACAGCUUCUUCGAGAACUACGCCCAGACAUGCCUCAACACCGAAGACUGUCAAGAAAACAUGGUCGAAGUCGAUUGCUCCAACGUCCAUAUCUACGGCCUGAGCACCAAGGCUGCCGUGAACAUGGUCACCUCAUCUUCCGGCAAGAGCAUGGUUCUGGAGAAAGACAACACAAGCAACUUCUGCUCAACUAUUGCUCUCUUCGAGCAGACCGUCUAA